UGCUGAAGUCCGGUAGUUGCUAAAUUAUAAUUCGGCAUUUUAUUAUUCCACACAAGAUGUCUUCGCUUUUUAUGCUGGACACAAAGGGUGAUCAACAGCUACUUGGUGAAGCCAAGAGCUCUGUCCCACUCUAUAGCAAUGUAUUUCAUGAAAAGGAUUUACUGAGUGAAGCAGAAACAAACCACAAUGUUGGUCAGAAUGCAGAUGAUGGCGCUUUAGAAUUUUUUUGGGUUAAAUUAUCAAGCAAAGAUAUUAGCCAAGCUGUCGCCUCCGUGCAAACCGCAGCCAGCAAGAAAACUUCAAAAGUGGCCCUGGAACUGGCCGCAGUUUCUGAGCAAUUAAACGUGGCUUUGCAAACUGAUAAUACAUACACACGCAAUACACCACAAAACCGUAGGCGUGGUGCCGCUGGCGCAGUCGACACCAGUGGCUUCAAUGAGGAAACUGGCAAGAUGGAAGAGGAGUUGGAUUUGCGUGAAUCGCUUGUGAAGCAACACAUGCAAAACACGCGACACGUGCCGGGCUUUGAACAGAUAAAAGCUCUACCCAGAGUUCCCAUACGGAAACAGCGUAUAUUAAAUCGAGCGGAGAGAGCAAAAACCAAGGGUAGUGGCUGGUUUGAUCUGCCCGCCACCGAAGUAAAUCAAGAGAUGAGAAACGAGCUGAAGAUCAUACAAAUGCGUUCUGUCCUAGAUCCUAAACAUUUCUACAAGAAGAACGAUCUGAAAGUGCUGCCCAAGUAUUUCCAAAUUGGCACUGUCCAGCACUCGCCUCUGGAUCACUACAGCGAAAGAAAUACUCGAAAGAGCAAGAAGACGUUGGUUGAUGAGCUGCUAGAGGAUGAGGCGUUCCAGAAGUUCAACAAACGAAAAUACAAUGAAGUACUUCAACGUACAAACAAAUACGCUCAUCGCAAGGCUAUGAAGAAAAUGAAGAAAUUAAAGAAACAUAAAUAAUGCAACUGGUAAUAUAUA
Molecule: messenger RNA, 974 nt
Organism: Scaptodrosophila lebanonensis
Lineage: Eukaryota; Metazoa; Arthropoda; Insecta; Diptera; Drosophilidae
Product: deoxynucleotidyltransferase terminal-interacting protein 2
Exons: 3
Coding region: 57-956 (299 amino acids)
Biological process (GO): RNA processing
Cellular component (GO): nucleolus
Molecular function (GO): RNA binding
Source: RefSeq, a predicted model, not a curated record